Messenger RNA from Odocoileus virginianus texanus, 1719 nucleotides. It is a transcript of the gene ERMAP, whose product is annotated as erythroblast membrane associated protein (Scianna blood group). The record is from RefSeq and is a predicted model, not a curated record. Gene Ontology annotation, biological process: regulation of gene expression; innate immune response; protein ubiquitination. Gene Ontology annotation, molecular function: ubiquitin protein ligase activity; protein binding. Gene Ontology annotation, cellular component: cytoplasm. Lineage: Eukaryota; Metazoa; Chordata; Mammalia; Artiodactyla; Cervidae.
UGUCACGCUGAGUGAAUUUGGAUGAAGAUGUCAAGUUGCUCAGGCUCCUGGCUCUCCAGAUGCUUCAUCACACUGGUCUUCCUCCAGCUGCCUUUGCACAUGUCAGCCGAAUCUCCAGGGACCUUCUCACCAUCAGUGGUGGCUCUUGCUGUGAUCCUACCUGUCCUGGGGAUUUUCAUCAUGGUGGGCGUUUACAUCAUCUGGAAGCAAAGAAGGUCAAAAGAGAGGCUUCUCUAUGAACAUGCGAUGGAGGUAGAAAAUCUUCUCUCAGACCAUGCGAAAGAAAAAGGACGACUCCAUAAAGCUCUCAAGAAACUCCGGAGAGAACUGAAGUUAAAAAGAGCUGCAGCAAACUCAGGCUGGAGAAGGGCCCGGCUGCACUUUGUGACUGUGACCCUGGACCCAGACACAGCGCAUCCCAAACUCAUCCUGUCUGAGGACCGCAAGUGUGUGAAGCUUGGAGACAUAAGGCAGCCUGUGCCCGACAAUCCCAAGCGAUUUGACUUCGUUGUCAGCGUCCUGGGCUCCGAGUACUUCGUAGCUGGCUGUCACUACUGGGAGGUGUCUGUGGCAGACAAGACCAAAUGGGCCCUGGGGGUGUGUAGUGAGUCAGUGAGCAGGAAGGGGAAGGUCACUGCCUCGCCCGCCAACGGACACUGGCUCCUGCGACAGAAUCACGGGAAUGAGUAUGAGGCCCUCACAUCCCCGCAGACCUCCUUCCGCCUGAGGGAGCCCCCGAGGUGUGUGGGGAUUUUUCUGGACUAUGAAGCAGGAGUCAUCUCCUUCUACAAUGUGACCAACCAGUCCCACAUCUUUACUUUCACCCACAGUUUCUCCGGCCCCCUCCGCCCUUUCUUUGAACCUUGCCUUCAUGAUGGAGGGAAAAACACAGCACCUCUAAUUAUCUGUUCUGAACUCCAGAAACCAGAGACAGAAGAAAGAGGCCAGGCUAAUGGAGAUGUGGCCCUGCAGGUGGACCCUUUCUUGCUCCCUGCUCAGGCAUCAGAGCUCGCCCCACUCAGGGAUAUAAUCCUGUCCUGGUCCUCUGACCUUGGGCCAGCCCUCCAGGGGCUCAAGGUUCCUUCUUUUUAGGGAUGGGCCUCAUCACCUGAUUCUCAGACUCUCUUGCCCAGUGCCCUGGAUCUCAGUCUCCUGGCCCAGUGAUUCUGGAGCAUCUCCUCUCCUUUCCCCCAGCCCAGACCCCUUUGUGGUUUCUCUUGUACCACCUUUCUCCCAGGGCUCGGUUUUAGAACUUCUGGGAACUUGAAGUUUCCAUUGCCCUGCAAGAAUUCUUAAAAACCAAAUGAACAAUCAGAUUAGGUUUAGGUGAUGCUGUGGAAUGUGUGUCACUGAGAUAUAGGGACUCUCUACUCAAGGGUCUUCUUGAAAGCACUUCAUCCUGCCUCAUCCUGCACUCAGGCUUGUAGUUAUGAAGUUAGGAUGCCCAGCCCUGACUUAUUUAUCACAUCAAGAAUCACUUUUCUCCUUUUCUCAGUUCAGGCUUCUAACCCCCAAGGACUGCUUUUUAAAAGUAAACUUCUUUUGGAUCACAUACUCUUCCUUCUUUCUUCUGGAAUAUAGGGCAGAGGGCCAGAGGGAUUUAAAAAAAACAAAGUCACUGUUUUCUAUUUCCUUGAUGCUAUCUACAGUAUAGUUUGGUGACAUGUGGAACUAACAUGUGUGCGUGUUAAGUCGCUCAGUUGUGUCUGACUCUUUGCA